Gossypium arboreum is the source of this 2245-nucleotide messenger RNA. Its product is annotated as pentatricopeptide repeat-containing protein At1g12300, mitochondrial-like. The transcript is spliced from 2 exons. Bases 104 to 1702 code for a protein of 532 amino acids. The record is from RefSeq and is a predicted model, not a curated record. Gene Ontology annotation, molecular function: protein binding. NCBI's taxonomy places the organism in Eukaryota, Viridiplantae, Streptophyta, Magnoliopsida, Malvales, Malvaceae.
ACAUUUGGAACACUGAGGACAUAAGCUACUUUGCCAGUGCCGUCGCCGUUUGUGGUUUCGUUUCAAGCUCGGCUCUUAUAUCCACUUUGCUUCAUUUCAAGAUAUGGGUCAAAUUGAUUUUGGGUUUGCUAUUUUGGGGAAAAUGCUGAAGUUAGGUGUUGAACCUACUGUUGUAACUUUUUCCACUUUGAUUAAUGGACUUUGUAAUCAAAGUAAGAUUUCUCAAGCUGUGAGUUUGUUUGAUGAAAUGAUUGGAAGAGGGUAUCAACCUGAUUUAAUUGUCUACAGUACCAUGCUUAAUGGGUUGUGUAAGACCGAGUAUACCGAUCGAGCUGUUAGGUUUCUAAGGAUGAUAGAAGAAAGAGGUUUUGAACCCGAUAUUGUAGCAUAUAAUACUGUUAUUGACUGUCUUUGUAAGAAUAGUUUACUAAAUGAGGCUUUCGAUCUCUUCUCCGAAGUGAAGGUUAAGGGCAUUAGACCAAAUAUCGUUAGUUAUAAUUGCUUAAUUCAUGCUACUUGUAAUUUGGGCCAGCAAAAGGAGACAAGGCAACUUUUGAAUGAAAUGGUGGAUAACAAUAUUUCAUGUGAUAUUGUCACAUAUAAUAUAUUGAUCGAUGCACAUUGUAAGGAGGGGAUGAUUUAUAAAGCUGUAGAUAUCGUUGAUACAAUGGGGAAGCAAGGCAUUGAACCUAAUAUUGUCACGUAUAAUAUAUUUAUUGAUGCAUAUUGCAAAGAGGGAAUGGUUUCUAAAGCUAUAGAAACCAUUGACACAAUGAGAAAGCAAGGUAUUGAGCCUAAUGUUAUCACGUAUAAUAUACUGGUUUAUGCAUAUUUUAACAAGGCAAUGGUUACUGAAGCUGAAGAUAUUGUUGACACAAUGAUAAAGCAAGGCAUUGAGCCUGAUGUUGUUACCUAUAAUGCAAUAAUAAACGGCCAUUGCUUGCAAAACCAAAUUGGUAAAGCUAAAAGAGUAUUUUCGUUGAUGAUUGAGAAAGGUUGUGCACCUGAUAUACUUAGUUACAACAUCAUGAUCAAUGGAUAUUGCAAAUCUAAGAGGUUGGACGAAGCAAUGGAACUUUUUCAUCAAAUAGCUCAAAACGGACCAAUCCCUGAUACAGUGACAUACAACACUCUUAUGCAAGGUAUGUGUCAAUUUGGGAGAGUUAUUGCUGCAUGUGAACUUUUCAAGACAAUGCUUGCUUCUGGGCCAGUUCCAAAUCUAGUGACCUGUUUGAUUUUGCUCGAUGGUUUAUGCACAAGAGGUAAACUCGAAGCGGCAUUGGAACUUUUUCGAGCAAUGCAGAACAGUAGGUUGAAACUUAAUGUUGCAUCUUAUAAUAUCUUAAUUGAUGGCUUGUGCAAGGCUGGGAAUAUUGAAGUUGGAAAGGAAUUAUUUCAUAAACUCUCUGUCAAUGGUUUAAAACCUAAUGUUUACACAUAUGCUAUAAUGAUUAAUGGAUUCUGUAGAGAUGGAAUGCCAGAUGAAGCAUACCAGUUGUUUAGGAGCAUGGAAGAUAAUGAUUGUUUGCCUGAUAGGUUCUGUUACAAUGUAAUGAUCCAAGGAUUUCUUCGAAACGGCUAUACGUUAAAGGCAACACAACUUCUAUCAGAAAUGGUUGGUAAAGGCUUUUCUGCAAAUUUGUGCACUGCCACUUUAAUUUUGGAUCUCAUCUUACGAUCUAAUGAUUCAAUUUUGGUAUGAAGUGUUUCAAAGAUAGUGUAACGAUCGUCACUUGUGAAUGGGAAUCAAUUUGUUCAUAACCAAUUGUACUGCUGUUAUAAGUUAAAACCUUUUGGAAAUUACAAUGAAUGCUAAAGUUAUAUUUUCAGUUUAACUUGAUGUACUUUAAAAGUAUGAAACAAAUGAGUGUUAUAACCCAUGGUUCACUUUUCAAAUACACACACGCACGCACACGGACGCAUGUGUUUAGAAUGAUUUUAUGAAAUCAAAGCAGCCCGCUGAUCCAUUGGAGACCAUAAGUUGAUCUCAAGCUGAUGUAGCAUAAGGAGCUGCAGGGAAAACAGAAUUUGUGAACAGCCAGCUAUGAUGAGUUGUGUGGGAUGAUUCUAAUAUUGAUGAAGCUUUAUGUCCUGCUUUUGUUAAAAUGCUUUUAGAAUCUUUUGAGGGUGUUGUUAUUUGGAUUCUUACAUUUUGAGUUUCAUUUAAAAUGGAUUGACUUCUUUCAUUUGAGAUUCCUUCCAUUUGCUUGAGGUAAGUAUUGAAUCACAUUUUGAUAUUUGAUGA